AUGGUUGCCAAAAAAAAAGACGUUAAAGUUACUCUUAAAAAGAAACCCAUGAAGAGCACUGGAAAAUUAGCCAAAAUUAAGUCUGCAAAAGUUAAGGGAGGUGUAUCAAAUAAACAAAAGUUGAAGUCAAAAAAAUUAAUUAACAAGAAAGCUAAAGUAGUUAAAACCAAAAAAGAAUUACCAAGCAAAAAAAAAAUGAUGAAAAAAGCCCUCACAAAAAAAACCAUCAAAAAGAAAAAAUGA
Messenger RNA from Plasmodium adleri (nom. inval.), 243 nucleotides. Its product is annotated as conserved Plasmodium protein, unknown function. The coding region runs from base 1 to 243 and encodes 80 amino acids. The transcript has 2 exons. The record is from RefSeq and is a predicted model, not a curated record. NCBI's taxonomy places the organism in Eukaryota, Apicomplexa, Aconoidasida, Haemosporida, Plasmodiidae.